AUGACAGAUGGCAUGCAACGUAGACAACCUGAUGCGGCAAAGAAAAUCAACCUCGCAAACCCCAAAGCAAAGAAUAACGGGAUGGACGCAGAUAAGUACACGGACACAGAGAAGCGGUUGAUUACCUAUAAGAUCGCCGGAAACUUUUCAACAAUGGUCGUUGGUUUGUUCGCUGAGCUAGAUAAACUGCUUGCAAACGUUUCACCAUCAAUCGAACGUGGUGGUGGGGUAGUGGCUGUGCGUCGAGUGGUGAUGCGCUAG
Messenger RNA from Opisthorchis viverrini, 261 nucleotides. RefSeq lists its product as hypothetical. The record is from RefSeq and is a predicted model, not a curated record. Lineage: Eukaryota; Metazoa; Platyhelminthes; Trematoda; Opisthorchiida; Opisthorchiidae. Bases 1 to 261 code for a protein of 86 amino acids. The transcript has 2 exons.